AUGGCGGGGUCGUUUGACGACCCGGAUUUAGCGGUGGAGGACUACAUUCCCAAGGACAAGGAUGACAUGCAGCUGAUGCGCGAGCGAUGGUCCAAGCUGCUGCUGGGAGACGACCCAUCCGGAGGGGCUAAGGGGUGCGGCCCUGCGCUAGCCAUGGCCAAUGCCAUCACUAGCGUCUCAGCAUCCAUCUUCGGGGAUGGGCUGCGGCUGCGGCCGCUGCCAGAGGAGGACGAGCGCAAGUGGAGGAGGGAGAUGGGCAUCAUGGUGUCGGUGUGCCGCCACAUCGUGGAGCUGGCACCUGCAUGGACCACUCGCCCUGACGGGAGCAGAUUUGAGGUGAUGCGUCGGAGUGUCCGAGCUGACCUUCGGAUUCAGCUGCCGGCGCUCAGCCAGCUUGAUACCAUGCUGCUGACCAUCCUGCAGCACAGCCAAUCAGACGAGUACUACUACGAGGACGAGCUGCCAGGUGGCGACCUAACACAGGAGGACGGCGAGGUGGACGAGGAGGGGGAGGACGAAGAGGAGGUUGAGGAGACAUUGCGUGGCGACGACGACGACGAUGACGACAGGGAGAGCUUCGGAGCCGGCAGCACGGGCGGCAGCAGCAGCGGCAUGGGCGGCGGCAUGGGCGGCAUGGGAGGGUCGGCUGGGGAUCUGUACGGUGCACCGGAUCGACUCAUCAGGCGCAGCGCCACAGCCCCCUCGGAGCGGCCUGCCACUCACGCCGGGCCGUAUGGGACUGGAGGGAUGAGCGGGCGGUUGGGAGGAGUGGGUGGGGAUGGUGGGGAGAGGGGAGGUGGGGGGCGACGGGGAGUGAGCCACGGGUCUGCACAUAGUUCGGCGCAUGGUUCGGCGCAUGGUUCGGCGCAUGGUUCGGCGCAUGGUUCGGGGCAAGGUUCGUCGGUUCACGGGUCGUCCCCACGAGGGUCUUCAGCAGACGAGGAGGAGGAUUUUGCUGAUGAUGAGGGGCAGUACAGCCAGGGAGGGGAGUUUGACCACAGAGGCACGUUGCACACAGGGAACACCAGAGACACAGGAGACGCGGGAGAGCGGGGCUCAGGACACGGAGGGGACGGGGGCUCAGGGCACUACAGACGGCUCUCCUCCCCUGGGUUUGAGGCAGAGAGGCGCGGUAGUGAAGAGGACCUGAUACAGCAGCGGGGCGGAGGAGGGGGAGGAGGGGAGGGCGAGGAUGCGUGUAGCAGUGGGAGUAACACGGGGAGCAACGCAGGGAGUAACACGGGGAGCAGGGAGGGGUCGAGUCCAAACCCCGGGUCAUCCUGGGGUUUUCAUCAGCGGUCCAGCAGCACAGCUGCUCCUGCUGCUCCUGCCUCUUCCUCAGGUGUUCCUUCAGGUGCUUCUCCAGGGUCGGGGGGCAAGCGGCGGGUGUCGUCACGCUCCUCGAGCUUCAGCUACGACUUUUCGGCGCUUCUAGGGGGUGGAAGGAGCCGCGGCGGCGGCGGCGGAUCUGUUGCUGCUGCUGGCGCAGCAGGGGGAGCGUCAGGGGGAGGGACAGGGGCAGGAGGGGGGAUCCCUCCCGGUGGCAGCGGUAUCAUGCGGGGACUCAAACGCAGCGUGACUGAUGUGAGGGACAAGAGGUUCAUCCCAGAAGGCAUGGGCGGGGGAGCCAUGGGAGGAAUGGGAGGAGGAAUGGGGGGAAUGGGAGGAGCAGGAGUGGGAGGAGGAGAGGGGGCAGGAGGGGGCCGGCAGGUGUGGCGGUGGAAGAUGAAGCCGCGAGUGCGGGGGCCGCUGGGGGAGGCGCUGGUGCGGUGGUUGGAGCAGCAGAUGGAGAAGACGAGUCAGAUCAUGAAGCUCGCCAUGACCAUCAACCAGCAGGUCCUUCAGGACAUGCAAGUCCCCGACGCCUUUGUGCAGCGCCUCCCCAAGGUAAGACCUCCCUCCCCAAUGUACUGCCUGCCUGAGUGCGCGAUGGUGGUGGGUUGCCUUCACGUCAACCCCUCCACACAUGUCAAACUGCUCUUCUCUCUGAUCCACAUCCUUCCUUCCACCCCUGCACGCACGCCCACCCAUCCACCCCCCCAACCCUCCACCCCCCAACCCCCCGCCUCUCCACCCCUCAACCCUCACCCCUCCCCUCUCUCGUCAGAACGUGAGGGCGGUGGUGGGGGCAUGGUGUAUGCAGCGCUGCACGCCAGCCGCUUCAAAUUGACAAGCCACUCCCCACUUGGCUCCCAACCUUCAAGCCAACCAGUACCACCCCACCUCUCCACCCCUCCACUCUUCCCCACUUCUAGAACGGCGGUGGUGGGAGACAGGCUGUAUGCAGCGCUGCACGCCAACCCGUUCACGGACGACAAGCCACUCCCCACUUUGCUCACCAACCUUCAUGCCAACCAUUACCGCCCGACUUCUCCACACCUACACUGUUCCCCACUUCAGAACGUGAGGGCGGUGGUGGGAGACAGGGUGUAUGCGGCCCUGCACGCCAUCCCAAACGUGAGGGCGGUGGUGGGAGACAGGGUGUAUGCGGCCCUGCACGCCAACCCCUUCACGGACGACAAGCUGCUCUCCACCGUGGACCUGUCCAAUCAGAAGGCGGCUCUCAAGCUCGCCUGCAAGCUCGAGGCUGCCGAGCAGAUCUGGAUGCGCCAGCUCGCGAUUGCAAGGGAGCCCCAGCUGAGCCACACGCUGGGCGGCAGUUAUUUGUUCACUAGCAGCCGGGACGUGGUGCGGUUGGAGGAGAGCCUGCAGCGCGUCUCCUCGUGCCUUGCUGCCAUCCGCCGCAGAUGGCCCGACCUGCCCCAAACUACUCUGGAUCUAGCCAAAAUCGCGUUCAAUGGGCUGGAAGGAGCAGCAUCCAACAUCCGGUCACGAAUCCGGGAUGUGCUGCACGCCAACUACCUCUUCCUCAACCCGCAGCAGUUCGUGGACCUGCCCUGCGACCCGCACCCUCAAGGCCUGCGCCACCCCACCUUCAGCGUGCUCAUGCCCGAAACCUCUUCCUCAACCCCUUUCCCCAUGCAUCCCAUGCCUCCCUCCCCUCCCCCCCCCCCACCACCUCCCCCAUGCUGCCUGCAGGACAUCGGCAAAGCAGUCCUUGAAAGCUACUCGCGGGUGCUGGAAGGAGCAGCAUCCAACAUCCGGUCACGAAUCCGGGAUGUGCUGCACGCCAACUACCUCUUCCUCAACCCGCAGCAGUUCGUGGACCUGCCCUGCGACCCGCACCCUCAAGGCCUGCGCCACCCCACCUUCAGCGUGCUCAUGCCCGAAAGCGUCUUCGACGCCGUCUCCAUGUCCAGUGAUAAUAGCGAAUCCACCAAUGGCAGCGUCCGGUCCUUCGACUCUAGUCGCAGCGGCGGGAGCGCGCGGUCGGGGAAAGGCGCGCGGGGUGGAGGGGGUGGGGGGCCGGGAGGAGGAGGGGAUGGAGGAGGCGGGCUGGGUGCAGCGGUGGGAGUGGGGAUGGCGCCGGCAGGGCCGGGGUAUCCGGGUUCGGGGGUGCUGGGGAAGGCGUCGGCCAAGUGGGAUAUGCGGCCCCCGCGCAGCCCUGAGCUGCGGGGAGGUGGAUCUGGGGGAAGCUCACCCUCCGCCAGUCCCAGCCGAGCCAUGCUAGGGGACAGGUUUCUCAGGCGCACUGGGUCGCUGCAGCCUAGGGGAAAGCGGGGAAACCGGGCGUUGGGGAGGAGUCAGAGCGGAGGGAUGGCAGAUGAAGUGAUAGCUUCCCUUCUUCUCGCCGCAUCUGCCGGCGCGCUGCUCGCGGAUUGGUCUGCUCUCCCCGCGGCGCAAGCGCUGCCGUUUUUGCUCCCGCCUGCCGGCUUCCGUCUGUACGUGGAUCGGCUCGACGGCUACUCGUUCUUCUACCCCGACUCGUGGGUCGAGGUGCGGGGAUCCGGGCAGGACUGUUUCUUCCGCAGCUCGUUCAACCUCGACGAGAACGUGAGCGUCGAGGUGUCGUCGCCCUCGUCGUCCCGAUUCGCGUCUGUGCGGGACCUGGGAGCCCCCCAGGCAGCAGGGGAGCGAGUAGAGAAGCAGCUUCUAACGGAGUUCAUGUCCACACGCCUGGGCGUGCGGCGCGAGGCCUCCCUCAUCUCCUCCGCCAACCGCAUCGUGCCAGCUGGCACCGGGAGGAGAGGCGCCGGGGAGCAGGAGGAGGACGCUGAGUACUAUGACGUGGAGUUGAACGUGAAGUCGUUUGCCAACAACAACCAGCUGGCCAUCAUGCCAGACGAGCGAGUGCAGGUGCUCGAGUGGAACCGCCGCUACCUCACAGUGCUCGCAGUGGCCAACAGACGCCUCUACCAGCUGCGCCUGCAGGUGCCCGAGAGGCUGUUGGAUUCUGAGAGGCCUGUGCUGCGGCAAGUCAUGGACUCGUUCCGCGUGUUCAGUGUUGCCGAUUAG
Closterium sp. Naga37s-1 is the source of this 4356-nucleotide messenger RNA. The record is from the annotation of a GenBank genome assembly. NCBI's taxonomy places the organism in Eukaryota, Viridiplantae, Streptophyta, Zygnematophyceae, Desmidiales, Closteriaceae.